CUUUGUAGCCAAACAACGCGGAGCAGGGAACAACCAGCCUCCCCUAGUGAUCAGAGGGUCCGAAAGGGUGAGGAAAGGCGGCUUAGAAACCCACCCGUGGGAGUUUUCGGGACCGAAACCGCGGUUGUUUAAAUUGAGCGUGGCCGGGCGCGAGAAGAAAAAAAAGGGAGAGAGCAGCUAAGAGGAAGCUCGCUAGUUCUGCAGGAUUCGGCGCGGGCGGGCCCUGGGUCCUGGCUGGGCGGAGUCGGCGGCUCGGGCGGGCGCCUUUGCGAACUUUUGUUUGGCGAGUUUUGUUUCCUGCCGCCGAGGAGCUGCGGAGAUAAUCGAUACAAUCGAUACUAUCGAUACAGCACCCCUCGGUCCGCACUGUAUCGAGAGGCCUGCCUCUAUGGGCCGAUCGAUGCAGAUACAGAUGUGUGAAAAUCCCUUCCUUUCAUUCCGAGAGUUAAUGGCGGAGUAAGAAACUUUCUUGGGAGUCGCUGCUGGAGGCAAAGCCGAAGAAAGGAGCCCAAAAGGGGGGCAUGCGGCUCGGAGGCCCCCAGAAAGCCCUUGACUGAGAGCAGCAGGAGGAGGAGAGAAGGAGAAGGAGGAGGCAGCCAUGGAGACCCAGCAGCAGACGCCUCCGACGGCGGCCCCCCAGCAGCAGCAGCAGCCCCCGCCGCCCCAGGCCCCUCCGGCCCCCCAGCAGCAGCAGCCCCAGCCCCCUGGCAGCGCCUCUGCCCCGGGGGGCCCUGCCGCGCCCCCUCCUCCUCCGGCGGGGCACCAGAUCGUCCACGUCCGCGGAGACUCGGAGACCGACCUGGAGGCCCUCUUCAACGCCGUCAUGAACCCCAAGGGCGCCAACGUGCCCCACACGCUCCCCAUGAGGCUCCGCAAGCUCCCCGACUCCUUCUUCAAGCCCCCGGAGCCCAAGGCGCACUCCAGACAGGCCAGCACAGAUGCAGGAACAGCAGGAGCCCUAACUCCUCAGCAUGUCCGUGCUCACUCUUCUCCAGCCUCACUGCUGGGAACAGUUUCUCCAGGAGCACUCACCCCUUCCAGUGUAGUUCCUGGAGGUGCACCAUCUCAACACCUUCGUCAACCAUCUUUUGAAAUACCUGAUGAUGUCCCUUUACCACCUGGUUGGGAAAUGGCAAAGACACCUUCUGGUCAGAGAUAUUUUCUGAAUCACAUUGAUCAGACAACAACAUGGCAGGAUCCAAGGAAGGCCCUCCUUUCCCAGAUGAAUGUUACAGCUCCCACAAGCCCGCCAGUUCAACAGAAUAUCAUGAAUUCAGCAACUGGCCCGCUCCCUGAUGGAUGGGAACAAGCCAUGACCCAGGAUGGAGAAAUUUACUACAUAAACCAUAAGAACAAGACUACAUCUUGGCUAGAUCCAAGGCUUGACCCACGCUUUGCUAUGAGCCAGAGAAUCAGCCAAAGCACUCCAGUGAAACCACCUCCGCUAGCUCCCCAAAGUCCACCUGGUGGUGUUCUGGGAGGUGGCAACUCCAAUCAACAGCAGCAGAUGAGAUUGCAGCAGCUGCAGAUGGAAAAAGAAAGGUUACGACUGAAGCAUCAAGAACUGCUUCGGCAGGUGAGGCCUCAGGCAUUGCGGAAUAUCAAUCCAAGCACAGCCAAUUCUCCAAAACGUCAGGAAUUGGCUCUUCGUAGCCAGCUUCCCAGUAUGGAACAAGAUGGCUCUCAGAAUCCAGUAUCCUCUCCUGGAAUGUCUCAAGAACUGAGAACAAUGACCACAAAUAGUUCAGAUCCUUUUCUUAACAGUGGAACUUAUCAUUCAAGAGAUGAGAGCACAGAUAGUGGCCUCAGCAUGAGCAGUUACAGUGUCCCCAGAACUCCAGACGACUUCCUCAACAGUGUUGAUGAAAUGGAUACAGGUGACACUAUCAACCAAAGCAACAUACCUUCUCAUCAGAACCGUUUUCCAGACUACCUUGAAGCCAUUCCAGGGACUAAUGUGGACCUUGGAACGCUGGAAGGAGAUGCAAUGAAUAUAGAAGGAGAGGAACUGAUGCCAAGUCUACAAGAGGCUUUGAGUUCCGAUAUCCUUAAUGAUAUGGAGUCCGUAUUGGCAGCCACCAAGCUAGAUAAAGAAAGCUUUCUUACCUGGUUAUAGGGGCCUCAGGGAGAUGGAGUUUGAAGUCUUUGAAGGAUCUAAGGAGAUAACACAUGUACCUGAUGUUCAGAACAAGCCUGUGCGGCAAGGGCUUCUUGGCUUAAGAUCAGAGAGGAAAACAAGUAAAUGAACAAAAUACUCCAGAUUCCUUUCAUCCCAUGUUUUUGUUCUUCCAUAUCCAAUCGCUGCUGUUAUACUGCUGACCUCUUUCAUAUUUGACUCUGACAAAUUAGAUUAUUUGUUUUAGUAUAUUUUUGUUUGUUUGUUUGUUUUGGCUAUUGCAACUACUGUUCACCAUGAUGGUAGUGGAAAAGGAGAGGAUGGGGAAGUGGACAGAAAAAAAGUGGGAUGAGAGAUAGAGAGAAACCAGCCCUGUUUUGGGAUGAUGACUGCCAUUCCUUUCAUCUUGCUAGCUGUUUGCAUUCUGCUUUAUCUAAUAAUAUGAACUCUGCAUGUCCCCACUCAUAGUUGACUCUGCUUGUUGUUUGCUGUGUUGCCUGUGGCAAGUGGCAAAAAUGACUUACUGGUCCAGCAAGCCAAAAAUGAUGUAUCUGAUGUAACAGAAGUCAAUACUGAUUUGGAGAUAAGAAUUAUAAGAAGUCUGAAAACAUUUUGCUAUUACUGUCAGCUAUUUGCUAGUUCUCUCAGUUAGGUUUUUCACAUUCAAUAACAACUUAAACAGGAGAUUUUACACACCAGCUUUAAGAAUCUUGAUCAUUGCCUCUUCUGCUUAUAUUUCUCUUUGCAACGUUUAGAUUUUUUUUAAUUAUUGUACUAGAUUAGGAUGAUAACUGUUAUUGGUUUUGUGUGUUUUGUUUUGUAUUUUUACAUAGUGAAAUCUAAAUUUCCUGACUUCACCUAGUCUUAUUUAAGUCUGAAAUGGUUGACUUUUUAUACCUAAUUAGCAUAGUCAGUGAAUAUCUAUAAUUCUGUGUUUUGCUUGUAACUUCUUAAGAUAGCUUUGAAUGUAUUCAUUAAAUCAGUCUUCCAUGACCUUGUGUCCUCCAGGUAUAUUAAGCUACAACUCUCAUAGCCCCAGUCAUGUGUUUGUGGGAUUGUGGAAGCUGUAGUCCAGUGCAUCCAGAGUACUGGUGGUUUGUCUUUUACACCUAUGCCAGAAUUUGAGGCAAAUGUUUUGUUAGGGCAAUGUUUGAAAUUUGUUAAUUCAUGCUGUUCAGAAGUGUACUUAUUUGAAAGUUCAUCCCACUUAGUUCAGAGGAACUGCAUUGAUCUGUGUGGGUUUUUUAAGAUUGCUGAUUAACACUGAGUUUGAAAUGUAGCAAACAAUACAUUACACAUUUUCAUCAAGGGACAGUUCUUGCUAUUGUUGGAAGAGGUUUUAACAUUGAUAAAAUUGGUGGCUUGAGAUUGUGAAGUCCCUAAUGGAUGAAAAUGGAUGCUUUCCUGUAGUUAGUUAGAUGAUAUAUCAUCUGCACUGUCAUCUGAGUUUACAAUAGUAACAAUGCGAACACUAAAGUUAAGAUGUGGCAAAGGCAUACUGACAAGUUUAGACCAUGGUGCAUAUAGAAGACUGUAAAGAUAUGUGUUAGAUGGUGACAUGAGCAAGUAGUAGUGUAUUUUAGUUGUAGAGAUUAGCACUGAAGUUGAGAGGAUGAGUACAUCAAUACCGUUAUUCACAGGAAGUGAUUGUCCUCGAAGUUGUCUUUUAGGAAUUGUGACAUUUUCCAAAGAGUAUUUUAAGUGAACAAAAUGUGCAUGAAUCAAUGUUACGGUAUAAGCUAUGAAGUAUUUUUUUAAUUAAAAAAUACAUUAGCACCAACAAAUACCUUGAGGGGCUGUCAGCAUUCUCUUUUAAUGUGUUGUCCAAAUGUUAAGAGAUGGCCAUCAGGUAACUUUUCAGACUGAAAGGUGAUAUAUAAAUUGUCAGUCUAGGAGAUACUGGCCUAAAUCUAAUUGUUAGUCUGGAAGUUAGGAAUGCGACACUUAUGUAAGUUCUAUUGAUUCUCUUCUAGUUGGGACUAACAAUUAAUUUGGGUCAUUUUUUAAAUAAAAAAAGAUUUUGUUUGGUCAUCCCUACCAGGGAGGACUGAAAUUAACAGAAUUAGGCCUGUGCUAAUUAGCCACAGCUUAAUAGCUCCUUUGUCUUCUGUAAUGCUAUGUUAACCUCAAAGACGGUUGACAAGAGCAGAUUGUAAGAGCAGACCACACUCCCAUUAAGAACAUUCUAUUAUAUUCCCUUUCUCCUCUGCGUUUUUCAAAAGUAUGUUUUUUAAAAAGAUGUUAAAUAUAUGAGUAGAAAUGAAGAAAUGGAAGAGAUUCAAAGUUCCAGUGUUUUGGUUUGCCCCUUUGUAUCCAGAUACUGGAGGACCACUUGUAUCUAUUUGAGCAUUAAGUAGGAACUGUUGAAUUCCGAUGCUGGGUAUUGCAUAGAGAUGCACAGAAAUAGUUUCUGUUUGCUUUUCUUGGUCACAGCUUUAAAGUUGGAAUUUAUUUUUAAAAUCCUUGUUGUACAUACAUUACACAGCUUAUUCUAUAUGUGAGUAGCACUGCUGGAGAGGUACCGACAUAAACCUGGGAAUUCUUGAAUUUCUCUUAACACUAAACUGUUUAUGCAGUACUUAACUCUAGUUACUUUUUAAGCCUCUUCAUUUAUUGGGGAACGUGCCUUAGAGAUGAAUUGUACUGUUGGCAGAAGAAGAACUUUAAAUGAGACUGAUUGGCAGUUUCUAUUUGAAUCUAUCACUUGACAAAGUUGCUUCACUUUUUUUGUUUUGAAAUGCAAAAAAAGAAAGUGUUAUGGGUAGUAUUUUGUAUUGAUUGGUGUAUAUAUUUAAGCAGAUCACUGUCCUAACUUUGUAGCUUCUAGAUUUUUUUUAAGUACAGUGUGUUCAGAAUGGAAUUGAAGCUUAUGAAUUCUUGUGUAUGUCUGGCAACAUAACUACUUCGGAAUAUGUACCGCUUCUAUAAUUUGUGUGGAUCAAAAAUUCUACCAAUCAGUGUUGGAACUCAAGCAAUGCAAGAGGUGGAAAGACAAUUUCAGAGCAAUUAACCAUUAACUUAGCUUUUGCACAUCUGGAGAAUCCAUAUUACAAUGUCUUUAUUUGCAAUCAUGGAGGGGGGAUGUUUUUAUACAAGAGACAGGUGAGUCUGUCUUCCUAUAAUGACACUUUUAUUCUUUAGGAUAAAAAAAUCUGUAUUUUAAAAUGUUUUUGGGACUCUGAAACACAACCUUUUCAAAUAUAUAUAUAGCUAUGAAUGUUAUAUUUUCUUAGAUGUAAGAGCAUGCCUCUUUUAGGUACCACAGUAAAUUCUGUUACAAUAUUUUCUUAUAUGUAAUACUUUUUUUCAUUGCUUUUUUGUUUUACAUGAUAUAAAUAUAUACUUUGCGCUUA
Molecule: messenger RNA, 5469 nt
Organism: Sceloporus undulatus (fence lizard)
Lineage: Eukaryota; Metazoa; Chordata; Lepidosauria; Squamata; Phrynosomatidae
Gene: YAP1
Product: Yes1 associated transcriptional regulator
Exons: 9
Coding region: 599-2116 (505 amino acids)
Biological process (GO): hippo signaling; positive regulation of transcription by RNA polymerase II
Cellular component (GO): cytoplasm; nucleus
Molecular function (GO): transcription corepressor activity; transcription coactivator activity; protein binding
Source: RefSeq, a predicted model, not a curated record